Diuraphis noxia (Russian wheat aphid) is the source of this 1592-nucleotide messenger RNA. RefSeq names its product gamma-glutamylcyclotransferase-like. NCBI's taxonomy places the organism in Eukaryota, Metazoa, Arthropoda, Insecta, Hemiptera, Aphididae. Gene Ontology annotation, molecular function: gamma-glutamylcyclotransferase activity. The record is from RefSeq and is a predicted model, not a curated record.
UUGUUAAUAUUAAAAAUUAAUAUACCAAUCAUAAUACCUACUAUAAUUUAUAGCCAGUUUAAUUCCCAUGUUCGCAAUUUGAUUGAUGUUCAAGAGCUGUGUAUAUAAUUGGCGAUUGAGAUAAGACCUCGUCAGAGAUUUAAGACAAGAGAUUCUGAAAAGGUGUUUUCUGGCUAUUGCAGCUUGCUGUUUAUGGAACAUAGAUGAUUAGUUCUACAAUAAUUUAUAAUAUCAAUGAUGUUAUAAAUCACAAUUCAAGUUAUAUGGUUUUUAAAUCAUUUGUUCAAACGUUGCAUAGAAGGCUCAGARGAAUAAGAUAAUAAAUAAUUUAUAGCAUAUUUUAUGGAUUAAUUGGUUGCUAUUUAAUGCUUUAUUUUUUUCUGUCGACGCAGUCAAUAAUAUGAAUACAUUUAUGUACUUUGCUUACGGAAGCAAUAUGCUUGCACAGCGGAUUCAUAUUCAAAAUCCAACUGCAGUAAGAAUUGGAACUGGCAAACUAAAUGCGUUCCGUUUAGAUUUUAAUACAUUUUCACGUUUUUGGGAUGGAUGUCCAUCGACAGUAGUCCCAGAUCCUGAGGAACAUGUCUGGGGUGUUUUAUGGCGACUGAAUACCAGCGAUUUGAGCAGUCUAGAUCGACAAGAAGGUGUCGAUAAAAAACUCUAUGUACCAUUUGAGGUAAACAUAGUGACGCCAAAUGGCGAUAACAUAUUGAGCCGCUGUUACAUGCUAGUCAAUCAGCCUGUUAAACAAAUACCAUUACCACUUGAAAGAAGACCAUCUAAAGCAUAUUUAGAAACUAUAUUACUAGGGGCAAAUGAAAGUGGAUUACCAUUUGACUAUUUACAAUAUCUUAGUAAAAUUCUCGAUAAUGGCAAUGAUGGCCCAACAAUGCCAUGGUCAAAGCGUGAACCAUUAAAAACUACUGAAUUGUAAUUGAAUACUUACCUUAUUUAAAAAAUGUUAUUAAUUAUGUUUUAAGUAUUUUAUGAUGAAAAAAUAUGUAAGGAGGUGAGGGAACAUUGAUUAAAACUAAUUGUUAUACAGACAAAWUUGUUAGUGAUUAUUUACUUAAUUUAGUUUAAAUACAAUAAGUAAAGAUUAGYCAGAUUAAGCCUAAGUAAUGUAUUUACAAAAAUUKUCUCUUUUUAUUUACUUUAUUUUAGAGAUAAAUGUAUGCAURACAAAUUAUGAUGAAAAGAAAAUUUAAGAUCAUGUACAAUCUUUACUAUUUAUUAGGGUUUAUCAUUUGUGUCAAAUUAUAUAGAUAGCAUUAUAUUUUAUGUAAUUGCUAAUUAAGUCAGAGGAAGUAAUACAUAAACAGAUAAUAAUAAUGAAUUAUUUUUUCAAAAUCUUGGAUAAUAGCAUAUUACUUAUGUAAUUUGUAUUUACAAACACAUAAGUAAAACCUUUUGACACAAUUUAGGGGAUGAGAGUGAACUGAUUGUUUUCUUUUUCCGACUAACCGCCCACCUGCAACAUUCACCUAAAAACAUAUUUUUUAUGUUUUUUGAGAGAUCUUGAAGUAAAUACUCAAUAUAAAAACUAUAAAAGAUAAUAUUUUUGAGGGUAUAACAUAUCAAUUUGUCUAAAU